AUGCUUUGCUUUAAAACCUAAAUUAAAAAUUUCUUAAGGUAUUUAAAAUUCAUUUUAAUGUGAUAGGGAUAUUAAAUUUAAUGAAUCAAGAUAACUCUAAAUUAAUAAUCACCCUUUUGGGAGCAGUUAAUAAAGCUUGACGUUCAUGUAUUAAUUAUAAUACUGUAAAAAAUAAAUAAUGGUAUAAGUUAUUAAUAAUAUAGUUUGAUUACUAUAUUCAAAUGAUUAAGGUAAAUAAAGGAGAUUACCAUAUUUUAGUAAAAUUGAUAAAAUAGAUAAUUUAGAUUUAAUACUAAUAACACAUUUUUAUCUGA
Paramecium sonneborni is the source of this 314-nucleotide messenger RNA. The record is from the annotation of a GenBank genome assembly. NCBI's taxonomy places the organism in Eukaryota, Ciliophora, Oligohymenophorea, Peniculida, Parameciidae.